This is a messenger RNA of Tigriopus californicus, 12209 nucleotides long. Its product is annotated as dystrophin-like. NCBI's taxonomy places the organism in Eukaryota, Metazoa, Arthropoda, Copepoda, Harpacticoida, Harpacticidae. The coding region runs from base 1398 to 12083 and encodes 3561 amino acids. The record is from RefSeq and is a predicted model, not a curated record. The transcript has 17 exons. Gene Ontology annotation, biological process: synaptic signaling. Gene Ontology annotation, molecular function: zinc ion binding; protein binding. Gene Ontology annotation, cellular component: plasma membrane.
AUCUCGUAACCGACCUCUCGCAUCAUCGCAGAGUGAGCGAGCGGAUUGGCAUCCUUCGUCCCAGCAGCACGCACUUCGUGUUGGUGUUGUUCCCUAUUUGUUCCACCUUCGUUGGAUAGACUGUGUCUCUCUCGUGAUUGCGUUCGUUCUCCGUUGUCCGUCCUUCGUUGGCUCGAUUGAGUCAGGAGACUCUAGAGGAGGGUUGAGACGUCAGGCACUCACUCCAUCCAUCCAUCCGCACACAUGCAACUGGAGAGGAGGAGAUCAUCUGACACAACAAGAGCGCCAGUACUACUACCACCCCCACCAUCAUCAUCGGCCCCUCCACGACCAGAGUGAAGCGACCUCGAAACAAGUGCAACCAACCUCCGAGGUCCCAGGAACCGAGUAAGACACACUCUCACACACACACACACAGACAUACACACCCACAGCCAGAGAGGAACAGAGUGAGGCACCGAGAGUGAGGACGUUGUUUGCCGAGGCAACUCGAUGAUUGUUGUUCUCCUUCUUCCCGUUGUUCAGACUCAAAGACUUGGAUAAAAAGGGAAGAAGGAGGAGGAAGAGUGGAAACAGGAUAAGAGGAUGUGUGCGUGGAAGAGAGGCCGAGAGGCAAGAAAGGAUGGAUGGAUGAAUGGACCUCGAGCUCCGGCCACAAGAGGAACAGCGUUGCCUGGCUCGAGUUCGACCGUCGUGAGGACGCACGAAUAGCCAUACCUAAUAGUCGAGGAUUGUCCUCUGGAGCGAGAAGAGGAGCUCAGAUUCAUUGUUCAACGAUGAGCCAGAGCGAGAGGAGGUGGGGCUGGAGGAACCUCUGGACAUACCGCCAAUCCUCUUGACUCGACGCCGUCGUUUCUGCAUCUUUGACCUAGAGAUUAAUAACCAAAUCUGGAGCGACCCACAUCGACCCAGUGACACCACUAGUCCCACUCGAGGCCGUCUACGGACUGAGCGAACUUCAGGUCUUGACGGGACCUUCAAUCAGCUUGCACAGCUUGCCGUGCACAUGUGUAUGAGUGAACGAGGUCUCUUUUUAUCUGGCCGGGCUUUAAAGAUAUCAGGAGAGGCCCGCCGUCCUGUCGUCCUGUCGUCCUGCCUAGUCCUGCCUAGUUCCAGGUGAACAACAAACACUAACUCACUCUUCUUCUUCCUCGUCUUCGUGAACAAUCAUCAUCAAUUCAUCAUCGUCCACAGCAACGAGCUCUGGAUAAAAGUCCAGCUGAUUGUCGGCUCAACGACUUAUCUUGCGUCUUCAUACAAACAGCCCAACUAGUGAGUGAUUCCAGUGUCAAAUGAGGGCGAUCCUCAUGGUUCUGACCCGACUUGUCGACCUGUAGAUCCGUGGGAAAACCUUCUCCUCCCGUCCCAGACUCGUCCGUGCAUAAGGCCUCGACUUCAUGAUGAGUGGCGGCGGAGGCGGUGAUCAACGCGAUGACAUCACGAAAAAGACGUUUGGAAAGUGGCUCAAUUCCCAUCUGACGGAUCGACCCGGGGCCCGCACCGUUACGGACCUCUAUUAUGACCUGCGUGACGGGCACAUCCUCCUGGAUGUACUGGAGGUGUUGACCCAGCGCAAGAUCCGCCAUGAGCGCGGCUCUUUGCGGGUCCACAAGCUCUCCAACGUGAACACCGUGCUCAAUGUGCUCAAGGAGAACCAAGUGAAGUUAGUCAACAUUGGUAAUGUCGACAUUGUCGAUGGGAAUCCCAAGAUCACAUUGGCCCUUGUGUGGUCCGUCAUUUUGCAUUGGCAGUUCGAUAAGGUCUUGGGCCAGGAUAUGAAACACGUGUCCAAUCUGGAGUCUAGUUUGUUGGCCUGGUGCCGCCAAACUGUGUCCGAGUACAAAGGUUAUGGCGUGAAUAUCAGUGAUUUCUCCACCUCCUGGCAAGAUGGUUUGGCCUUCGCGGCCCUCGUGCAUAGUUCAAAGUCAGAUUUGUUUGAUUGGGAGAUGGUGUCCAAGAAAUCGCCACAGGAUCGCCUAGAUUAUGUGUUCCAGAAGAUUAAGGAUCGAUUGAACAUUGCUCAGCUCCUUGAUCCGGAAGACAUCAUCGGCACCCGACCCGAUAAGAGGUCGGUAAUGACCUAUGUGAUGUGCCUUUUUCAUGUUCUGCCCCAUGAGACGAUUGACCUCGAGACUCUGCAGGAUGUGUCUAUCGAAUCCGACCCCGAACUGCAACGAUCCCAAGAGUGUAUCGGCUCGCCCUUGAAAACCCCCAUCAAGGAAUUGACCAAAGGAGAGCCCAUGACCUACAAUAUGUUUUGCCAAGUCCAUGAAGAUGCCCUGGAGUGGUUACUGGAUGUGGAAGAUAAGCUAAAACAGCUAGAGCCCGUGAGCAAUCAUUUAACCGAGGCUCGGAGCCAGUUUCUAAGGGAUGGUUCAUUCAUGGCCGAAGUCCACGACCAACACGGAUCAAUAGGCGAGGUCUUGUCCGAGGGGUCUUUUCUUUUGGAGCGAGCCGUCCUCACAGCAUUUGAAUCGAAGGACGUCCGCAUUCGACAAAAGCUUCUAAGCGAUCGAUGGGAAGCCUUCCGAGGAAUGGCCCUCAAACGUCAAAACGAACAAACCGAGGUCGUCACGAGGCUCCAAGAGAUCGAAGUUGGAGAAAUCAGGGACUGGAUGACCUCUACAGAGGAUAAAAUAUCUAGAAUGGGUCUAUGUGGAGCCUCAAUUAUGCUGGUAGAGAAGCAACUUCAUGAGCAAUCCGAGUUACAAAAAGAAUUUGAGGUGCAAGAGGCCAAGUUCUCCGAAUUUAUCGACAUUGUGCCUUCUUCAUCUUCGUCGUCGUCAUCGUUGUCGCCGUCUUCGGUGGCAGGGGCAGGAAAUCGCCAAAGUGGAAACUUGAAAGGAGAUGAUGGAUCUGGCGAUCUUGAAGGUCAACUCAUGGCUCUUGGGGAGCGAUGGACCGUGUUGUGUACUUGGAUUGAAGAGAGGUGGAAAUUCCUCACCAAAGUUGCGAAUACGUGGAAAAAAGUGGAAAAGGAGCAAGACAUUCUUAGAGCAUGGCUCUCAAGAGUAGAAAAGUCCCUUCGUCAAAUGGAACGGUCACCAACCGAGGAUCGACUCGAACUCGAAGAGCAAUGCAGAGUGAUAACAAGCAUUCAAGAUGAGUUGAUCAAAGACAAGGUGAAGCGUUUCAACCAUUUGGAGGCUUUAUCGGACACGUUAUUAGACACAUUCGAAAAGGAUAACCAAGAGGCGAGACAAGUUAUUGAGGCACAGAUGGAAGACCUACAGGACAGGUGGGAUAUUCUAACCGAGAGUAUGGAAGCUCAGAAGCAGCGAUUUUCCAGCCUCGGUUUCCGUUUAAAGAAGAAUCCGACCGACCUUUUGGACAAGCUCCCCAAUGCUCCAUCGAAAACGCCAUCCAGCGUUCCAGAUGUCGUUCAAGUGGGUGGGGGCGAAGAGGAUGACAAAGUACCUGACGAAGCCUUGACGAAACGAAAGAUCACGGGGACGAAACGAAUCGAGUUCGAAUCUCAGUAUGUCAGAAUCUCGUCCUGGCUUCAAAAGACCGCCCAAACGCUCUCGGAGCACGUCAACCAAGAGUCUUUCCCAACCGAGGAAAGUCUGGAGGAGGAGAGGAUUGCGCUCUAUGAGUCCAUUCUCAAAGAUGUGAGUGAGGGCCUUCCUGAUGCGGAGGAAGCCCUCCGAUUAGGCCAGGAACUUAUUCAAGACAUACAGGCCGAGGAGGAUUUCCCUCCUGAUUAUCUUAGCAAUGUGACCGACAAAGUCACCUCUCUCCAGACGGAUCAAGAGGCUCUCAACUGUGAUAGUGAUCGACUUACCAAUCGAUGCGAGUACCUCAAAUGUAAAAGGAAGUUCUAUAGCGACUUUGAAACUCUCAAGAUCAAGGUGCGCGGCUUCGAGCAUUGGCUGGACCAAUUGAACAUGGAUGCCAUUUGUCGUGAUCUGGAUGCCAUUGAGAGCACUUUGGAAGUGUGUGCCUCGAAGAAGUCCAUGCUGAACUCCUAUGAUCACAUCGUGCAUGAUAUGAAGGAGCUCUCAAAUGAGGUAUCCCUUCAUCCUGGUGCUCUCGAGGAUCCAUCCAAUCGGGUCAAGACCGAUAUUUACGCUUUCUGUGAUAAGUGGGACAAGCUCGAGAAUCAGAUUUCGCAAAAGCAAUCAGCUUUGGUGAAACAUAAACGCAGCAUUCAAAAGAAAGUCAGUGGUGGCAGCCACGCAGCAAAUCUGAAUGAAAAUGUGACCGAAGAGUGGCUCGAUAAGAUCAGUUCCCCCGUGUACUUGGAUCGGGUGGUCGUCAUGGAAGAAGAAAUGGUUCAACUCCGACGAGAUAUCCACUCUCUGGGUGAGGAUGCCAAUGACGAGAAGACACAAGAGAUCCGUCUUCAAGUAGAGGCCCGCAUCCGCAGCCUUGACAUCUUGGUCAAGAGCGUCGAGAAAUUUCAAGAAGAGGUGGACAGUCUCACCAAGUGGAUGGAUGAAGUCCAUGAGUUCUUACACGCGGAGGAUCCAGCAUUUGGUGAUUUGAAAACGUUGGAUGCCCAACUAAAAGAAUCGAACGCUCUUCAGGACGACAUCCAGACUUUGAAACCCAACAUUGUUGGUACGAACGACAGUGCCCGGACUAUUAUCGCCAAAUGUGCACAAGGCUCAGAAAUGGCCCAAGAAAUUCGUCAGCAACUCGAGUCUGUGAACGCUAAGUGGGAGGAAACGGUGUCGGCCUCGAAGAUACAAAACCAGAAACUCAGCCUUUGUCAAAGAAAAUCGAGUGAGCUCGUGGAGUCGGUCCAAGAAUUGAACCAAUUAUUGGAGCAUCUGCACAAAGAUCUUCCCAACGAGAAUGCCAUCACCCAAGCAGGUGAGCUCUCUCAACGAUCCUAUAAGUUGAUGCAAUUGAAGGAAAGGAUCGAGCGAAAGAAAUCUACUUUUGACCAUCUCAAAGCGUUGGGGGAGGAAUGCGUCAAGGAUUUCGGCCUAACCGACGAUCAAGACAAUGACCUGGUCAAGCAAUUUUCUGAAGUCAUUGGCAAGUAUGAGGAAUCGUCAAGUCAAGUCCAGGACCGACAUGCCCAAUUAAAGUCAGCUUCCCUCAAAUAUGGGGAGUUCAAGACAUUAGCCGCUCAAGAAUCAGAUUGGUUAGAGCGGCUCGAAAAAAAGCUGAGAAAGCCCAUGAAUUCGGCUGCCGAUGCCGAAGAGAUUUCCGAAGAGUUGGAUGACAUCGAAAAUUUCUUGAACAACCACCCCGAAGAGAGGAUGUCCAACCUGGAAGAACUGUCCAAAUGUCUCGGACAACAAAACAUCCUCAUUCCAGGAGUGACUAAUGAUGCCAAAAAGUUGAAGGAGAGAUGGAAUGAAUUGUCUUUGCGAGCCAAAUCUCGGACAAAAGUUUUGGAAGGCUCGAUUGUAGAGGCUCAGCAAUGGGAGUACAAGUUAAUCGAGGUCCAAGAAUGGCUCAGUGAUAAAGAUACUCUCCUGACUUCGCAUUUAGAGCAAGAGCUCACGGUUGAUGAUCUCCCAGAUGAAUCUCAGCAAAUGUUGCGCGAAUUCGAAGAUCAAGAAAACAUUUUGUCAGAAAUGGAUGAACAAGUGGACACGUAUCGGGAGGCUGGAAAACAGGAGGCUGCAGCUCGCCUGGAAGACCAACUUCAUCUAAUCCAUCAGAGGUUUCAAGAGCUCCUUAUGAAGUUUGAGCUGUUCCAACAGCAACCACCAGUGGAAUAUGAGCCUCGUUUGGAUCGAGUUCAUCGCCAGCUCCGGGACAUUCGUCAAAACAUUUAUCUCACUGAUUUGGCCUCGUCGGAAGUGGAGGGCAUUCAAGGACAGCUGCACCAUGCCAAAUGCAUUUAUAAUGCUCUCUCCGAUAUCAAACCUGAGGUGGAAAACGUCAUCAAAAUGGGCCGUAAACUCGUGGACUCGGAUGCCGUUGAGAAUGGGCCAGCCUUGACGAAGAAGAUCGACGCCUUGAAAGCAGACUUCAAUGAAGUGGGAGCGCAGGUGACGGAUGCCAAGCGAGUUUUGGAGAAAUCUCUUAUAUUAGCCGAGCAACUUCAUGACGUUUUAAAUAACGUUCAAUCCUGGUUAGCUCUCAGUGACAACCAACUUGGUGCCUUGGAGAAAAAGAAAACGGUCACUUUUCUUCAGGAAAAGCAUAAGGAGAUGUUCAAGAUCAAGGAUCAGCUCAAAUCGAUUCAAAAAAUUCAAGAUGACUUCUUCCAAAUGGGAAAUCCCAAAGUAUUAAUUGCUCUCAAAGAGAGCGUUCGUGGGGUGGAGAGUCGAUGGGCCAAAGUGGUGGCUCGGAUGCAGAAGCAGCUCCAAGAUUUUCGUAAAGCAGAAUCCGGCUCGAAGAAGACCAAAGAUCUGCAAGAUCUCAAUUUUGAAGUUCACAACCUCGUCUCGUCCCGCGAACGAACCAUAUCUGUUGGUCAGGAAGAACCUCAAGUGCUCCAAGAUUUCCGACAAGCCUUCCAAAGUGCGUCCAAGUGGCUCGAGUCAGCCGAGGGCAAGUUGAUUCACCCCAACCAAACGGAGCACCUUCAUUCCGAGGUAGAAUCCUGGCGACCCAAAAUAAUUGCCUUGAAGAAAUUGGCCGAACAGUCUUUGAAGGUCUCGGCCGGGCAGCAAGAAGAUGUGCAACCGGAAAUGCUCAAACUUUGCCAGCGUUGGGAAAUGGUGGAACGAAAAUCGGAGGAAACUGCCCCCUUGGGCCGACCUCCCUCCACCAAUGGGAAUCGAGACUCCAGUCGGGGAAAUUCGAUCUCCCAAUCAACUCAUCUCUCAGCUCUACACAGUGCCGGAACCUCGAGCUCAGAAAUGGACGAGGAAGUGAUUGAUACUCUACCGGAGGAUGAUGACAACUUCUCUUCGUCCACUUCUUCCCACCUCAAGCGCCAUCUUCCCGCCGAUCUGAAUUUGUCCGAGAGUAAGAAGGCCCUGGGCGAACUCAAAGAGCCCUCAGCUUUGCUCUCAUCGCGAGAGUCAUCCCCGGAGUUGAAAUCUCACGACGAUUCGAUAGUAGUACCCGUGGAGAAUCCGAAUCUGAACAAUGGAAUUGCCACGAAAAAGGAACCACCCAAAACUCUGCCCAAGCCUUUGAUGUCCCCUUCAAAAUCGCCUCCCAAGAUAUUACCCAAACCCCCCACUCCGGAAUGGUUUGCCGAAGAAAAAGAACGGUUCUCACAAUCGCCCGAGAAAGUGUUGGUAGUCACCAAGACCAUUCCAUCGGUCCAAAAGGCAGACUCUCCCGUUCGCUUGGCUUUGAAAUCGUCUAAUGGCAAUAGCCACGUCCAUGGAUCCAUCCCACCCGAGGAGCCCAUUGUCGUGGAAGAUGAGGACGAGCUGUUGGCCAAAGAGACGGUGGCUAUCGAAAAGAUUCUUAGUGAGACUCAUGCCGAAUUGGCGGAGGUCAGACGGAAGGCCAGUUAUUCGAGAUUUGGAGCCACUCUGUCUCAAGAGAACCAAAGCCGUGAGACCAAAGAAUUCGAAGAGAACGUAUGCGCAAUGUUGGCCAAACUAGACAGAGCCCGCGAGAAGAUCAAUCAGCUCGAUUCCGAGAAAGACUUGCGGCUUCGUCAGGACCUGAUUGAUAUGGAAACAAAGUUGAUCGAAGCCGAAGUAGCCACUCUCAUUUCUCGGGGAGAUACCUUAGUGUUAAUGAUUCAUCGGCAAGAUCUCGAAAUGGCCGACCGUCUUCAGGCCAAAGUGAAAUCCCUAAGGCACAGUUGGCUGAGUCUCAAGCAAAUGGCCGAGAAAAAGGCCUCGUCCGCGCAAGCUAGUGAGGCAUCCGCUCAAGAUCUUAAUGUCAAACUGGAUGCGUUGAAAAAGUGGUUUGAUGAAGCCAAUUCCAAGCUCUUACGGGCUCAAUGCUUAUCUAUGGAAUUCCUGAAUCAAAUCGACCAGAAGAGAGAUUCCAUGAACGAAGUCAACAACAUUGCCAACACGUUAAAGAGUGAAAAUGCAUUGGAUGCCCAUCAAGUUGCCCUGAGUGUUGUCAAUUCCCAAUGGGAAAAGCUGAGUAGUCGAGCCAGGCAGUAUCCAUUGAAGAGCCAAGAAAUGGCCUCCACCGAGUCCCCCGGGAAAUCUUCGAAUAGCAGUGGCACUCCAGGUCGAAAUGCUGCCGAAGAGAUCGUGAUGCGAAUCACCAAAAUGAGAGAGGUCGUGGCGGCCAUUGAUCGCCAGUUGAAAACUCAGGUCUUGUCCAGUAAACAAUAUGAGAGUCUCCCCUUGCAGGCGUCUGCCCUGGAAACUGUCAAAGAAGCCUUGGAGAAGCUCCGUCCUUCCAUUAAGAAGACCGCCAAAGAUCUUGACGUACUCACAGGCUCGCUGUCGGUGGAAUAUCUCGAGCGAAUUGUGGGGCAGAGUGAGAAACUCAAAACCGAGUGGCAGGGAGUGAACAAGAAAUAUGGAGAGAGACACGCCACAUUCGUCGCUUCCAAGGAGAAUAUGGCCUCGUACGAGCUCAAACUCCGUGAGUUGGAUGGAUGGCUCGAUCACACGGAGCGCGUCCUGGUUCAAAGUCCAGCCAAUUCCAAGGCCAUUCAGGAGCGACAGCAGAUCGAGCGACAAGUUUCAGAUAGGAAUAAGGCUGUCACUGAAUUUGCCGUCCUGGGUAAAGAAAUAAUGACCAAGACCUCGGCGCAAGAGCAUCAUGACAUCCAGAAUCAAGUGGACAAGGUGCUGAAGCGAUGGAAAUUCGUGCUCUCCCAUUUGGCCACCCAUCGCGACAAAAUGAAUCGGGAUCGGAUCAUGAACAACUUGAACUACAUCAACCAUUGGGUAGACGAAUCCAUGGAGAAGAUGGACCGCCCUUGCAAUCCCAGCGACACGUCCGAUUUGACGCGCGCUUUGGAACUGGUCAAGGACACCUUCGAGCCGAGCGUGAUCACGGAAAAGCGAAUGCAGAUGGACAAGCUCUGUGAUUCGAAUAAUACCUUGUCCAGCGACAUGGUUCAGAAGCUCAAUCUGACUUUCAACCAACUGGUCGAGCAGAGAUUGCCACAAAAACGGCGAGAACUUGAGGACCGAUUCGAGUCCUUGAAGGACUUGAUCUCGAGUGUGAUAACUAGUAACAUGUGGACGAAACAAAUGCUGAAUAAGGUUGAAGAUGCCAAAAAGGACUUACUCCAUUUCAAGUCUUCCGAAAGUGCUGUGCCUAGUAAAUUUAGACAAUCAAUCAAGGAGAAAGAGCCCGAAAUUUUAGUCAUCUUCCAACGCUUCGAUAUGCUCGUCCAGGAGACGGAAGAGAAAGGCUUCGUUGUCGAAGAGGAUCUAGCUCAUCGCGUGACCACGUUGAGGAACAAGUGGAAUCAACUUGCCGAGGCUGUCGUGACCCAACCCAAUCCAGAGUCGCCCACCAAAAAAAUGGUGAAUGGGCCGUCGACAAAUGGUAACUCUUCCAAAUCAGCGAGUGGUAGUGGCAGCAGUAGUGGCUUUCCCACUGGAAGCAACACUGCCCAUGGAUCGUCCCACAAGAGGAAACAUUCGCCGAAUGUGGUGAAGACCGACAUUGUUCAGAAGACUUCCAAAUCCGUCGAUGCUACCACACGACAUCGAGCACCGGAGAUCUACGCCGCCUUGCGCGAUCAUCGCGAUUGGAUCCAUCGGAAACGAGGCGAAUUGGCAGCUCUGAAUCUAUCUGGUGAUGUGGAUGAACUAUCCCGUCAAUCGAAGGAGCACUCCUUGUUCAGCCAACAAAUUGAGGAGCGGAGACCAAUUAUCUUCGACGACAUCACCAGUGGAAAAGAACUGUCCAGAGAGGAUAUUCGUGAAUUGAACGAAAUGGAAGUGAAUCAUAACACUUGGGUAAACGAUGCGGCGCUCCAUCGACGAUACAACAAGGAUACCGAGACGGAUCUCGAGCAUCUUCAAACCAUUUCGUGCGAAGUGAAAUCCCUCCAAGACAUGCUCGACUCCCUCCGAGAGCAAACCCAUCGACUUCCACCCUUGAGCCCUCCGUUAUCUCUGGAACUGGAGCGAUUGCAAGAGCGACUAAAGCAGCUUCAGCAAGAGAUUCAGACUGAUCAAAAGCGUGUCCUCAACCAUGGCAGUUCAUCGUCGUCCUCGUCACGUCUUCCGACCGCCACACCCAUGGACGAGUGUCCUGCGAGUGAGAUGGAAAAGUUCAAUUCCGUCUUGCCCUCAGGAUGGGAACGCGGGCUCACCGACGAGAAAAUACCUUACUUUAUGGACCACAACCACGAGAUCACCCACUGGGAUCAUCCCAUGUUUUCGGACCUCAUGCAAUCAUUGGGCGACAUCAACACCGUCAAAUAUUCCGCAUAUCGCCUGUCUCUCAAGUUGCGAAAGAUUCAACAAAAGCUUUGUUUGGAUCUCCUCGAGCUUGAGACUGCCGUCUUAGGUUUUGAAGAGCACGGCCUGACUCAAGAUCGGCAUGGCAUGACCAUCGAAGUCCCAGAAAUGACCCUCGUUCUCACGUCAAUCUAUGAGACUCUCCACGAGGAGGAGCCGGAUGAAGUCAAUGUGGCCUUGUGCGUGGAUCUUUGUCUCAAUUGGCUGCUCAAUGUAUACGAUGGUGCGAGAUCCGGACAAGUGCGCGUGUUGGCUCUAAAGAUCGGGAUCCUUCUUAUGUGCCGAGGUCCUUUGACCGAAAAGUACCUUCACCUCUUCAAACUGGUGGCCCAAUCUAAGGUGGUGAGUCCGGCUCAGCUGGGCAUUCUCCUCCAUGAUUGUAUUCAAAUCCCGAAAUUCUUGGGAGAAGUGGCCGCUUUUGGGGGUCCCGACGUGGAACCCUCCGUCAGAAGCUGCUUCUCUCUCCAUGCUAAACGCGAGUCACCCAAUCACGUGGAUGCAAAACAGUUUCUGAAAUGGUUGAGGCAAGAGCCUGAAUCUUUGGUGUGGCUUCCCGUGCUACAUCGCUUAGCCUCGGCGGAAGGGGCGAAACAUUCGGCCAAAUGCGGUGUAUGCAAACGCUCGCCCAUUGUGGGAUUCCGAUACCAUUGCUUGAAGUGCUUCAACUUUGAUUUGUGUCACGAUUGCUUUUUCGUGGGUAGAACUGCUCGUGGUCACAAGGCGGAACAUCCCAUGCAAGAAUACUGCACGUCCACCGGAGCCUCUGUGAAUCUCAAGAACUUCGGAACCGCCUUCAGAAACUCGUUCCGCACAAAGAAAUACUUCAAGAAGAAGCAAGAUAAGCUAGGCUACCUCCCUGUCAAAUCGAAUCGAUCGACCAACGGCUCGGAAUUCCAAUAUCAAACUUCGGCCGAGACGUUGGACCACAAUAAUUCUUCCUUAGACUCGAGAGGAGAUCUCAGCUCGUCAUUAAGUAGCACCCUUCAUCCUAAGCUGAUAGAGCCAAAUCCCCAAGACAGCGCAAGGACGACCCAAGAGAUCCUCUCCACAGCCCAUGGAAAACGUCCCCCCGUUGGUCAGGACGAUGAACAUUCUGUGAUUGUCAAAUUAUGCGAUAUUCUCCAUCAAGUGAGUGACGAAGCAGUAGAAGACGGGUUUUCGGAUCACGAUGACACCACCUCGGAGACCCAAAAUCACUCGACGUCGUCGGUGUUAACGAGUCCCAAUUCGACCCUUUUGCGACGCUUGGAUGAGGGCGAGAAUUUGGAGACCAUCAUUGAAGAGCUGGAAGAGCAAAAUCGGGUAUUGCACGAGGAAUACGAAAACCUCCGAGCCACGUUGUGGGCUGAGAAACAGCGCGACGCCCAAGUGGAUCAAGAAAACAACCCGAUUCCCCCAACAGAUUCCUUGAAGAGCGAGACCAAACGCUUGAAGCGAGACAACCAGCGGACCGAGGCCAGAAUGAGGAUCCUGGAAGAGCACAAUGUCCAAUUGGAGGCCCAACUCAGCCGGCUGAGGAGGUUAGUGAGUUCCACUGGGGAGAUGGAUUGUGCUGAGAUGAGCGGAAAUCGCUUUGGCACAUUGCAAUCCAAAGCCGUGGUGGCCACGGACCUAUACUCACACGAGCCUGUUACUUCCGCGGAAUCAGGUAUUGCCAAGCACCAAAGAGAGCCUCCUCCCACGCGAAUGGCGACCACCGAUACCGUGGGCGAGGUCCAUAGCAAGAUCAACAAUCUUGUACACCAACUUCAACGUGAUCUCACGGACGACGAGAGCCUGGAUUUAAGUGAUCAUGAUACCCAAAGGGUUUUGGAUUGAUGCCAGUCACUCACCUUGAUUGAUAUGUGAUACUUUUGUCUAAUACUUGCACACCUACUGCGGCCCUUCCCCAUACUUGUGGUUCGCAAAUACACAAUAAAAAUAUGAAAUCAGAAUUACAUUCAU